This is a messenger RNA of Cladophialophora immunda, 2846 nucleotides long. RefSeq lists its product as uncharacterized. The transcript has 2 exons. Gene Ontology annotation, biological process: vacuolar transport; protein localization to membrane. The record is from RefSeq and is a predicted model, not a curated record. Lineage: Eukaryota; Fungi; Ascomycota; Eurotiomycetes; Chaetothyriales; Herpotrichiellaceae. The coding region runs from base 250 to 2181 and encodes 643 amino acids. Gene Ontology annotation, cellular component: fungal-type vacuole membrane; endosome.
UUUUUUGUACAUCUGCAUCUCAGGAACGGGCUGAGAACAACACGACACCUCUGACAUCCUUCGGAGCGACACACAUUUACGACCACACAGACAUCGGAGACACCCACCGGUCUCUCCUUUAAUGAGAUUUGGAAGCCUUGCCUUCUGCUCUGAAGCUUUACCCUCUCUGCGCCCCCUAACCAUGAGGUGACCUCCCUUGGAUCGCUCGCGAACAAGCACACCCUGGCACCGGUCGAACCUCCCUUCGCUAUGGCUCUCAAACUCUCUCCGCUGCUUCUCAGCCUUCUAUUCCUCAAGCAAGCCGCAUCCUUCUAUCUUCCUGGCGUUUCCCCCUCGUCGUACUCCCGAGGCGACCAACUUGAAGUCAACGUCAACGCCCUGACACCCUCGAUAUCGCGGCACGAUGAGCAAAUCCAUGCCGUGGUUGCCUUCGACUAUUACCACCCGGCUUUUCACUUUUGCCAGCCUGAAGGAGGACCUCAACCCAGACGAGAGUCGCUGGGGAGUAUCAUAUUCGGCGAUCGCAUUCAAAGCUCCCCCUUCCAGUUGUGGAUGGGAUUGAAUCAGACAUGCAAGAUUGCUUGUCCGGGCGACACAUUCGACGAGAGGUCAACAACCUUCGUCAAUAAAAGGAUUGAGGAGGCUUAUAACGUCAACUUCUUUGUUGAUGGCCUCCCAGCUGCCGAGCUGCGAGAAGAUCCGCUUACCCACGAACGGUUCGCGAGUCCCGGCUUUCCCUUGGGUAAAGUGCAAGAAGAUGGGACGAAGAUUCUACACAACCAUUGGGAUAUUAUCAUUGACUACCACACCGCGGGGCUUCGUGGACUCAAAUACCGUGUGGUCGGCGUCUUGGUUCAGCCGCAAUCAUACGCCGACUCUCGCCUGUCGGACGACGGCAAGGCAAGUUGCGCUUUCACAUCCGGCCCUCUCGUCCUGAAGGAAGGGGGAGGCACAUCAGUCACCUAUACGUACAGCGUUUACUGGCGACCUUCAGAGACGGCCUGGGCCACCCGCUGGGACAAAUUGCUUCACAUUGUCGACCCCAAAAUCCAUUGGUUUUCUCUCAUCAAUUCCGCCAUCUUUGUCAUCUUUCUGAUCGGCAUGGUCAGCACCGUCCUAGUCCGGGCGCUUCGCAAGGACAUUGCUCGAUAUAAUCGACUGGAUAAUAUCAACUUGGAUGAUCUCUCGGGGACCUCUGCAGUUGACGAAGACGUCCAAGAAGACUCGGGCUGGAAGCUGGUGCACGGCGACGUCUUCAGGCCGCCUCGCUAUGCACUGUUAUUGAGCGUCUUACUUGGGAAUGGCGCACAGCUUUUCGUCAUGACUGCUGUGACCGUCGCAUUCGCUAUGUUAGGCUUUCUUUCACCCUCCAACCGGGGUUGGCUUACGUCUAUCGGUCUUCUGCUCUACACUAUCUUUGGGUGUAUUGGCGGGUACGUGUCGGCGCGAGCAUACAAGAGCUUUGGUGGCGAGAAAUGGAAACUCAACAUUGUGCUGACUCCUGUUUUCGUCCCUGGCAUUGUAUUUGGGACAUUCUUCCUGCUCAACCUCUUCGUCUGGGCGAAAGGAGCGAGUGGCGCAGUGCCGUUCACGACGAUGCUGGCCAUUAUCGCCAUAUGGUUCCUCAUCAGCGUGCCGUUGAGCGUGGCUGGGUCGUGGUAUGGGUUCAAAUCGCCAGCCAUCGAGCCACCGACGAGAGUCAACCAGAUUCCACGACAAAUUCCGCCCGUGGCACGCUCUUUGCGGCCGAUCCCCUCCCUUCUGCUCACAGGCAUCCUCCCGUUCUGUGCCAUCUUUGUGGAAUUGUACUUUAUCAUGACAUCGCUCUGGACGAGUAAGAUCUACUACAUGUUUGGAUUUUUAUUCAUCUGCUAUGGGUUGAUGGCGAUGACGUGCGCGUGCACCACCAUCCUGCUGGUGUAUUUUUUGCUCUGCGCCGAAGAUUAUCGCUGGCCGUGGAGGGCGUUCUUUGGCGCGGGCAUGACUGGCGGCUACGUGUUUCUGAAUGCAUUGGGAUUCUGGGCCACGAGAGUCACCUUUGGAGGACUCACCGGGGCGGUUCUUUAUGUCGGUUACUCGGCCCUUCUCAGUUUCUUGAUUGCUGUGCUCACAGGCACGAUCGGAUUUCUAUCGUCAUAUGUUUUUGUCCACCGCAUCUACGGGUCGAUCAAGGUAGACUGAGAACCAGCAUUGUCUUGAGUCGUGUAUUAUUAUGGCCUGGAGUUGGGGACAAGUGGAAGAGGAAAGAAAAAGCACACUUUGAGAAUAAGUCAAAAGAUGAAUAUCAGGAUGGGUUGUACAUUUUGAUGGGAAGGCUGGGGGAUAGUCUCGAAAGACCGACGAUCUCGGAUAGGACAUGCCGACACAGCCAGGAACUUAUAGGUAAAGUCCAACAUGUGAACCCACAACGUGUCACUAAAUGUGUUUUGCUUCACAACGAGGAACACGUAGCCAAAAGGAAAAGGGAUCAGCAAGAAGAAUAGCGGUGAUCGUCGAUUGCGCAUCCACCCCCCUUCCGCGUCUGCUGGGCUCUCUGCAACGCGCUCCUCCGCAGUGUUGUUUAUUGUCCGUCCAUACCCGUCCUCUGGUUGAGCACCCGGACGUCGAUCCGUGGGUCUCGAGUAUCGUCGACAGUGGAAUAACCAUCCUCUUUUUGUUUGUGAUAUGUUUUUCCCUGUGUCCCAUUUUCGACGGUUGCCGGAAAGGGAGGAGGCAAAACUAAAGGUGCAUUUCUUGUGGAGUAAGGUAACAGCCAACGCCGAGUGUCACCUUUGCGAACGGUUGGAAUUGACAUUGAGCACGGGCCUAAGCGUCAAAGACUGGGGUGCGCAUGGGCUCAAGACUAC